Messenger RNA from Zychaea mexicana, 1053 nucleotides. RefSeq lists its product as uncharacterized. The record is from RefSeq and is a predicted model, not a curated record. Lineage: Eukaryota; Fungi; Mucoromycota; Mucoromycetes; Mucorales; Lichtheimiaceae. Bases 210 to 794 code for a protein of 194 amino acids. The transcript is spliced from 4 exons.
GUCACCAACAGACAUUACUUUAACACCCUUCUGGGUAACCAUACGACAUGUCGACAAUUUUCUGUUGCAAAAGUCCCAUGCGCCGGGUAACCCGAUAUUCAAGAGUUUAUUGAGUACCCUUGUCAAUGUGUAAGUUCAAGCUGGUUAAGGUUUGUAGGAUACCUAAACCAGAGGUUUUAACAAAUAACUUAUUGUAACUGUUGGCAACAAUGUCAAGUUUCGAUACCAAGCAACCUCCUUUCCGGAUAUUGUUUCAACGAGAUAUCAAUACCAACUGCCUUCAGAUUGCUGUGGGAGAGACAGAAGCUGUUAUCGAGGCAGCAUGGAUAUGGAUAGAGCGUAACAUGAUGCCGGAACUUGACACGAUAGACGACCCUUUCGAGAAGGAACAGUGGGUUGCUCAGAAAAUUAGCAUGAUAGUUACCACAAUUGACACGGGCACGGAUGAAUUAUCGUCAGACGAAAAAGUUCGGAGCGCAUCGCGAACGUUCCGUCAGCUGUUUGACGUGCCACCUUCCGAACGUCUUGUUAAUCGUAAGCUUGUUGGAAUUGUUUUUUAUUUUGACAAGGAUGGCUCUAUAUCAGUGAGAAUUAUCUCGGAUUCUACUCGUUUCUACUCGGUGUCGAAAAGAAGCAGCUUAUUGAACUCAAGAAUAUCAAGGAUAUAUCCAAGGAAAAUUCCAAGCGAAACAUGUUUGCCGAUAGCUUACGGAUUACUACCAAGGACAAAGAAGAGGUAUCGAGAAUCAGGCAACAAAGGAAAAGAUUGGGUAAAGAAAGACCUGGGUUACUAAAUCAUACACAACUGUUCAGAAACACCUGUUUAGCAAUAUGUUUCGAAGGGACGAGGUAUAUGACCUGCUUGUUCAGCUGACAGGCCAAGCAACACUUCGCCUCUUGCGAAAUGCUGGUGGUGACGCCCCAGGUCAAUCUACCAGUGCUAGCGACCCAUCUCUCUCACCAGCGUCUGAACGUGAUCGCAGUGAUCGUUCACCAAGCUCCACGUCCAGUACUGGAUUGUUCGUCAACCCGCUCAAACAUGACCUGGCAGCU